Acanthoscelides obtectus is the source of this 398-nucleotide messenger RNA. Lineage: Eukaryota; Metazoa; Arthropoda; Insecta; Coleoptera; Chrysomelidae. The record is from the annotation of a GenBank genome assembly.
UGAAAAUUCGAGUUGAUUGUUUAGGCAUUGUGACCUCAGAUACAAUGUGCCUCAUUUUUGGAUUAAGAAAACGAAACGAAUAGUUCCACCUUCUGACGUGAUGAAAGCCGCAGUGGAAGUUCUUGGAGGAGCUAAAUUCCGCGCAACCGCAAGGAAAUAUGAUAUAGGCAAACAAACGCUUAGCAACGAUCUGAAAAAAGGAAUUUGGAUGCCCCUGCUGAAAACAUUACUUAUUCACCUGAUUUUAAAACUGCGUUUGUGUUUGCCCAUAAAGAAGAGGCUAGCCUAUCGGAUUAUCUAGUCCGUGCUUCGCGAAUGCAUCAUGGUUUAACAGUUACAUGCGCACGUCAACUAGCCUUUCAAUUUGCUAAGGCCAACCAUAAAAAAUAUCCUAUAAA